Molecule: messenger RNA, 240 nt
Organism: Acanthoscelides obtectus
Lineage: Eukaryota; Metazoa; Arthropoda; Insecta; Coleoptera; Chrysomelidae
Source: the annotation of a GenBank genome assembly
AUGCGGCAAAGCGUUCAGCCAGUCUUCGAACCUGAUCACGCACUCUCGCAAACACACCGGCUUCAAACCUUUCGCCUGCGAUCUCUGCGGUCGCGCCUUCCAGCGCAAGGUCGACCUCCGGAGGCACAAGGAAACGCAACACACCGAACUCAGACCUAUCGUCACCUAGUGCCAAACGGCCGGAAGCGGCCAGUCGCUGCAACGCAAGUGUUCAACGGUAUGUGUUGGACCAGGAAUUAA